This is a messenger RNA of Capronia epimyces CBS 606.96, 2079 nucleotides long. RefSeq lists its product as uncharacterized. The record is from RefSeq and is a predicted model, not a curated record. Gene Ontology annotation, molecular function: translation initiation factor activity; translation initiation factor binding; guanyl-nucleotide exchange factor activity. Gene Ontology annotation, cellular component: eukaryotic translation initiation factor 2B complex. The transcript has a single exon. Gene Ontology annotation, biological process: biosynthetic process. Lineage: Eukaryota; Fungi; Ascomycota; Eurotiomycetes; Chaetothyriales; Herpotrichiellaceae. The coding region runs from base 1 to 2079 and encodes 692 amino acids.
AUGCCGCCCAAGAAUCAGAAGUCUGCCGGAGGGAAGGGCAGGUCGGGAGAUGACAGCAAAGAGGAGCCUUUGGCUGCAGUCAUUGUGGCUGAUAGUUUCGAGACGAGGUUUGCCCCGUUCACGCUGGAGAGACCGAGAUGUCUGCUCCCGCUUGCCAAUGUGCCCUUGAUUGACUACACCCUGGAAUAUCUUGCUAGUGCCGGUGUACAGCUUGUUUACAUCUACCCGGGUGCUCAUGCCGAUCAGGUGGAAACAUAUCUUGAAGCGUCUCGCUGGAAGUCGUCCAACUCGCCUUUUGACAGCCUCGCCAUCCUGCGAUGUAUCGCGAGCUCAGUGGGUGAUAUCAUGAGAGAUUUGGACCAAAAGCACCUAAUCGCCGGUGACUUCAUCGUCGUGAGCGGUGAUAUCGUCUCCAACUUCCCGAUCGAACCAGCAUUGCGCCAGCACAAGAACCGAAGAGAGAAAGAUAAGAAUGCCAUCAUGACCAUGAUUCUAAGAGAGGCCGGACCGGGUGCCUACGAUUACGGGAGUGGGAUUGUGCCCACAUUCGUCCUCGACCCAACCAAAGAUAGAUGCCUACACUACGAAGAAUCAUUCCCCGGCACUCAAUUCACCGCCCACAUUGAUCCAGAGAUUCUGAAGUCAUCAGAAACCGAUGUCAGACAGGAUUUGAUUGAUUGCAGGCUAGACAUUUGCACACCAGACGUGCUCAGUCUCUGGUCGGACAAUUUCGACAAUCAAGCACCUCGAAAGGACUUUCUUUUUGGCGUAUUGAAGGAUUAUGAGUUGAAUGGCAAGACAAUUCACACAUACAUUGUCCAGGACCAUUAUGCCUCGAGGGCUGCCGACUUCUGGUUUUAUAAUGCAAUCUCUCAAGACUUUCAGCGCGGCCUGGUGACAUCCCUUGCCGUCGAGAACAAUGUUUUUGGCGACACCCACUACCACCGUUCUCAGGGGGGAUACGUUGUUGAUCGGGCAGUGAUUACAGCGAGAUCUACCAAACUUGGACCAGGAUCUAUCGUUGGCCCUGGUAGUAGCAUUGGCACUCGUUGUGAUAUUAAAAACAGUGUGGUUGGUCAACGGUGCCAGAUCGGCAAAGGCACAAGCCUUGACGGUGCCUACAUCUGGGAUGAUGCUACCAUUGGGAACAAUGUCAAAAUUUUACGGGCGAUCAUCGGAAACGAGGCAUUUAUAGGGGACGGCUGCACCAUUGGGGAAGGUGCCCUGAUCUCCUAUGGUGUCAAAGUAGCACCCGGAACAAUUGUACCUGCUGGUUCUAGGAUUUGCAACCCGCAGGGGGAACCAGCAUACGGGCCGAAGAAUGAUGCGCUCGUUGGUGGAGAUGCAGGUGAAGGCCAUGCAUAUAUUGAUAAUGAAGAGGAUGACUACUGGGGUUCGAGGGCGUCCAGACUGAUAUACGAGAAGCCGGAAUUCGCAGCCUCACUAUCCACUUUGGACUCCGACCUCUCAGAAGAUGAGUUCUCUUCGAAAGGCGGAUCAAGAAGUCAAAGCUUUGCGACCUCGAUGUCCGAUGACGACCCUACUGAUAGAUUCCAGCAUGAUACAGUGGCAAUUCUUGUACAGCGAAUGCAGGAGGGAAAACAAGCGGAUGAUAUGCUCAGCGAACUCAUGGGCUUAAGGUUCAGUGGAGGUGCGGACGAGACUCAGGUUCGCAAAGCUGUUGCAGUCGCCUUGAUGAAGCAUAUACACGGCCAGAUCGAGUCCGGGGUGUCCCCCGCCGAAGCUACAAGACAAGCUCUCACCGCAUACAAUACACUCAUCCGCAGAAAAGGAGCAGAUCAGGCAAUCGAAGCGCAGGUGGCAUUCCUGCUGGAUACUCAGAGGGAUCUGACUCGGCGGAGAGAGGGCGGGAAGACGCUCUUGUUCGUGAUUAAAGAUCUUUAUGACCUUGAGAUAUUUGGCGAGGAAGCAUUCGCUGACUGGUGGGCGGACGAAAGAUCGAGCAGUGAUCCUGACUUGGCUGCAGUCAGGCAACAGAGUGCCCCAUUCAUCGAAUGGCUCGAGAACGCCGAGAGCGAGAGUGAAAGUGAAAGUGGGAGCGAGGAAGAAGACGAAUAA